Molecule: messenger RNA, 1185 nt
Organism: Penicillium atrosanguineum
Lineage: Eukaryota; Fungi; Ascomycota; Eurotiomycetes; Eurotiales; Aspergillaceae
Product: fungal specific transcription factor domain-containing protein
Exons: 2
Coding region: 1-1185 (394 amino acids)
Biological process (GO): DNA-templated transcription
Cellular component (GO): nucleus
Molecular function (GO): zinc ion binding; DNA binding
Source: RefSeq, a predicted model, not a curated record
AUGUGCAUUUAUAUAGACUACCGUUGUUGGAGAGCGCUAGGGGAUCUGUCAACUGUCAUCUUCACUUUGGGUCUGAACCAGCCUUCAUCCGAUGAUGACACGCCUUUCUGGCUUUCGGAGACUCGCAAGAGGGUAAUGGGGUCUGCUUAUAAUGUAGACAAGCAAUUGGCCACCUUCCUGGGAAGGCCACCACGUCUUAGUUGGCGGUUUUGUAACAUCACUUUGCCCUUGGAUAUCAACUUUAAAGAAGUUGUCGCCGAACCUAGUGUCCGGGAUUUGGCGAUUAGCAGGCUAGAUGCUGACGGCUGGAGCAAAACGAAAAGCAACUCACAAGCAGUCUGGGUCAGGGUUGCUUUGCUGAUGGGCCCGGUGCGAGAAAGCAUUCUAGAGUUAUCACUGAACCAGCAGGUUGAAGAUCUCCCAGCAAAGAUUGAGUACGGCUUUAUUCUCGAUUUCUGGUCGAAGCUCCCACCCUUCAUUCAGCGAUUGCAUGAUCCAUCCGAAGUCCCAGGCGUUGAAAAAAGUAUCUACCUCCAGGUGCAUCUGGACUUUAUCUUCAAUCGAUUUCUAUUAUAUCGAAUCCUCUCGAAGCGCCUCAAUACGUGGAGCCCGGAUCUUGUCAAGGUCUCGCAUGAGGGUCUAAGCGAGAUUCUUUUGCUUGUCGAAAGUCGAAUCCGAGCCAUGAGAAUUUCUGGCGAAAUUUCUUGGGUGGUAACUAUGCCUUCAUUUCUCGCAUUCCAGUCUACACCGCUGAUCUGUAUACAAAAGAUAUCUUACUUUGGCCUACCAGCAGCCGGGGUCCUUUCAAUUGAGCUCAUUCGCCGGUCUUCCAAUCAGUCCGUGGACACACCCAGCCCCUCAAUCGAGUCGACCAUGUCAUUCUCCCGAUCACAGGCUAUUCAGGACCUAAGCAUUUUUGCAUCGUACCUCCAAACAAUUAUUCAGCCUCACGAAGGCAACUAUGAUAUAUGUCAACAGGCCCGGGGGACCAUUCGACGCGUUCUAGACUUUGUUCUAUCACCUGAAGCCGCUCAGCCAGUUUUUCCGGCCAUGCAGUCAAGCGCCACAAACUUACAGACUCCGAACAGCUCCGAUGUCGCAGACAUUUUCUUGGAUUACAACUACUAUAUCACGCAUCUCGAUAACUGGCAAUUUGAACUACAAAGCAGCUUAGAUAUGCUCUAA